Molecule: messenger RNA, 2093 nt
Organism: Suncus etruscus (white-toothed pygmy shrew)
Lineage: Eukaryota; Metazoa; Chordata; Mammalia; Eulipotyphla; Soricidae
Product: zinc finger protein 28 homolog
Exons: 3
Coding region: 184-1914 (576 amino acids)
Biological process (GO): regulation of transcription by RNA polymerase II
Cellular component (GO): nucleus
Molecular function (GO): RNA polymerase II cis-regulatory region sequence-specific DNA binding; DNA-binding transcription activator activity, RNA polymerase II-specific
Source: RefSeq, a predicted model, not a curated record
GAAGAAGGACUUCCAUGAAGACCAGCUGGCACAGGCAGUGAUGGAGAGACUCUCUGACUCAAGUUCGGAUUGCUCCAGCUUAAGGGAGCACUGGGCUUACGAUGUUCUGUUGGAGAGGCAGCUGGUUGUGUUUCUAAGCCAGACCUCAUCUCUCUACUGGAGCAAGGGAAGAAGGAUCCCUGGAUGGUGAAAAGAAUGCUGACAGGAGGACUGCUCUCAGGCCAACAGUCUAUAUAUGAGAUCCAGGAAUUAUGUCCUAAGCAGAAUGUAUUUGAUGAAGUAACAGACAAAACUUCAAGUACUAUUGUGGAAUCUUCUACAUUUAGAGCAAAUUUUUCUUCCUUGGGUUCCUUUGAAAGGACACUGGUAAGUGAGGACAUAGCAUUCCAGCAGGGGACAUUCAUUCAUAACAAAUCCUUCACUAGGGAAAGAGAGUGUUUCUAUAACAAACCUGGAAGAUGGCUCAAUCUAGAGGGCUCAGAAGAGAGCAUUCAUAAUCAUGAUAACCUUAAGAGAACUUUUUCAAAAAAUUCAAUGGCUAUAAAACAUACAGGAAUCUAUGCAGGAAAAAAGCUUUUCAAAUGUAAUGAAUGUAAGAAAACUUUCACUCAGAGCUCCUCCCUUACAGUCCAUCAGAGAAUUCAUACAGGAGAAAAACCCUAUAAGUGUAAGGAAUGUGGAAAGGCCUUUAGUGAUGGCUCAUCCUUUGCUCGUCAUCAAAGAUGUCACACUGGCAAGAAGCCUUACGAGUGUGUUGAGUGCGGGAAAGCCUUCAUACAGAACACGUCCCUUAUUCGUCACUGGCGGUACUACCACACAGGGGAGAAACCCUUUGAUUGCACUGAUUGUGGGAAGGCCUUUAGUGACCACAUAGGACUUAAUCAACACAGGAGAAUUCACACAGGGGAGAAGCCCUACAAAUGUGACGUCUGUGACAAAUCCUUCAGGUAUGGCUCUUCCCUUACUGUGCACCAGAGGAUUCACACCGGAGAGAAGCCGUAUGAAUGUGAUAUAUGUAGGAAAGCCUUCAGCCAUCAUGCCUCACUUACUCAGCAUCAGAGAGUACAUUCUGGAGAAAAGCCGUUCAAGUGUCAGGAAUGUGGGAAAGCUUUUCGGCAGAAUAUCCAUCUUGCCAGUCAUCUAAGGAUUCAUACUGGAGAGAAACCCUUUGAGUGUGGUGAGUGUGGGAAGUCCUUUAGCAUUAGCUCUCAGCUGGCCACGCACCAGAGAAUCCACACUGGAGAGAAGCCGUACAAGUGUAAGGUGUGUAGUAAGGCCUUCACGCAGAAAGCCCACCUGGCACAACACCAGAAAACACAUACGGGAGAGAAACCAUACGAGUGCAGAGAAUGUGGGAAGGCCUUUAGCCAGACCACACACCUCAUUCAGCACCAGCGGGUUCACACUGGGGAGAAGCCCUAUAAGUGUGCUGAGUGUGGCAAGGCCUUUGGCGACAACUCUUCCUGUAUGCAGCAUCAGAGGCUGCACACAGGCCAACGACCUUAUGAGUGUAUUGACUGUGGGAAGGCAUUCAAGACAAAGUCGUCUCUCAUCUGUCACCACAGAAGUCAUACUGGGGAGAAACCAUACGAAUGUAGUGUGUGUGGCAAAGCGUUCAGCCAUCGUCAGUCUCUCAGUGUCCAUCAGAGAAUUCAUUCUGGGAAGAAACCAUAUGAAUGCAAGGAAUGUAGGAAAACCUUCAUCCAGAUUGGACACCUUAAUCAACACAAACAAGUCCAUACAGGAGAGAGAUCCUACAAUUACAAGAAAGGCAGAAAAAUUUUUAGGCAAUCCUCACACUUUGCUCAUCAAAGAAUCCAUACUGGAGAGUCAUCCGCCCACCCCUCCUUACCACCCACAUCAAACCCAGUAGGUUUGUUUCCUAAAUUUCUCUCUCCCAUCACCCUAGUUUGAAUUACACAUUUCAGCCAGAACUCUGCAGUUGUCUGAAAAGGGGGCUCUUCUCUGUUGUGUUAACAUGCUCGUUCUUCCAUUGUCAGGUUUCUUUUGGUCUAAAUGCUAUUUAUCCAUGUCAAACUUACAUUGAAAUCUUAUAAUUGAUUAACACGUAAGACACGCAUAGCAUAGUGCCU